This is a messenger RNA of Bolinopsis microptera, 1432 nucleotides long. RefSeq names its product Golgi phosphoprotein 3-like. The transcript has 5 exons. The record is from RefSeq and is a predicted model, not a curated record. Gene Ontology annotation, molecular function: phosphatidylinositol-4-phosphate binding. Gene Ontology annotation, cellular component: Golgi cisterna; cytosol; trans-Golgi network. Gene Ontology annotation, biological process: retrograde vesicle-mediated transport, Golgi to endoplasmic reticulum; Golgi vesicle budding; Golgi organization. The coding region runs from base 82 to 921 and encodes 279 amino acids. Lineage: Eukaryota; Metazoa; Ctenophora; Tentaculata; Lobata; Bolinopsidae.
CUAACAAGCUUUUACAAUUAUCAAUAGGAUUUAGUAAAAAUGAUGUAGCCGAUAUCUAGGCAGAAACAGAUAUUUUUGGUUAUGGCAUCAAGGGAGGGCCUCGUUCAGAGACGAAUUGUUGGAUCUGACGCUCAGGGCACACAAGAGAAGCCAGUGUCAGACACCGAAGAAGAUUACUCCCCUCUCGAUAAAGAUGUUAGGUUGACUUUGCUUGAGGAGGUCAUUCUUGUAGGAAUAAAAGAUAAAGAGGGUUACACUUCGUUUUGGAACGAUAAUAUCUCGUCGGGUUUAAGAGGAGCUAUGCUGAUAGAACUUGCACUUCGGGGACGGAUCACUCUUGAUAACACGGGAAUGAGGAAACGCAGCCUGCUCAGCCGCAGGGUAAUUAUGAAGAACGAUACGCCAUGUGGGGACAUUCUACUGGAUGAAGCAUUACGUCAUGUUAAAGAAACAGAUCCACCAGAAACAUGUCAGAGCUGGAUUGAGCUACUCAGUGGCGAGACUUGGAACCCACUGAAGCUAAGAUAUCAGAUCAGAAAUGUCCGCGAAAGGAUAGCCAAGAACUUAGUGGAAAAAGGAAUACUGACAACUGAAAAACAGAACUUUGUAGUCUUCGACAUGACGACCCACCCUCUUUUAGACCAGUGCCAAAAACAAGGAGUGAUCAAGAAAAUCCAAGACACACUUCUCAGUAGGUGGAUCAACGACCCUCAGCGCAUGGACAAGCGCGCUCUAGCGCUGGUGUACCUGGCGCAGGCCAGUGAGGUUCUCGAACACGCCUUUUCCUCACUUUCCGACGAGGAUUACGAUCUUGCGAUGAAGCGCGUGCGCGAACUACUGGAUUUGGACCCGGACAUGGAAGCAGUAAAGGACGGUGCCGAUGAGGUGCUGUGGGCUGUUGUGGCUAGUUUCUUUAAAUAGACUAGCUCCAUUUUAUACAGCAGGGUAACUUAUAUAUACUGGUGUUGAAGCGCUGAUAAAAUCAAUUUCAAUGGAUAAAGUUUCUAUUUUUAUUAGCUAAACUAACAAAAGGUCGCAAAUAACUUGAGUUUAACCUUGUAGUGAUAAAUUGUAAUUACAAAGUUUCGGACCGUUUCUAAAUUUCCUAAAUUAUGUCUAUUGAUCAUGAUCGUAGAAUCGCAUUACUGCCGGUACGUUGGAAACGAUAUAGUUUUGUAGCUAACACUGACAUUGAUUUACAGAACUUUGGGGCAGACGCAUGUACGAUUUAUUUUUUUCUAGAAUUAAUUAAGCGUCAUACUCUAGAGUAUCAUAGCUAGCUUGGUCGGUAAAGUUGAGUUUAAUUGUAAAAAAGUUUUAUUGUCGGAGUAUUUUAGUUUGACAUUUUGCCACCGUCAAAUCUGCGUUAAUACUUAAUUCUGAACUACAAUUAGACUAUUUGUUGAAAUAAUUUUAUUUGUAAUUCACACAA